UAUGCAGUGUGCAGUACUGCCUACAACUACUGUUUAGCCUACCUACGAAAUGCUAGAAACAAAACAUAAUAAUUAAUAAACAAUAAACAAAGCUUUUCUGAACACGAACACGAACUAAGUCUGACAGAAGUUUGGGAGUUUCUCUGAUAAAUUUUGAAAGCUGUGCAAAGAUAACAAAUAACUACAUACAAAAUGGCACAGUAUAAAGGUGCAGCAAGUGAAGGCAGUAGGGCGAUGCAAAUGAUGAAGAAACGAGAGCAAGCUCAAGAGGAGGUAGAGUUUCGAAAAAAGAAAAUAGAAGAAGAACUCAAAUUAUCUGGAAUGAAAGACAAAUUUGCCUCUCAUUACGAUGCAGUAGAACAGCAGUUAAAGACCUCAACGAUUGGUUUAGUUACACUAGACGAAAUGAAAGCAAAGCAAGAGGUGAUAGUUCAAGAAAGGGAAAAACAAUUAGCUAAAAAACUAAAGGAAAAAGAAAGGGAGAUAGAAAGAGAGUUAGAAGCUAAACAAGCAGAGAAGAAGAAACAAAAGCAACAAAUUCAAGCAUUGUCUUUUAAAUUAGAUGAAGAUGAAGAAGAAUAUAGUGAUCAAGAAGAAAUUUCAAUUCAACCUCAACCAUCAGUUAAGACAGUUGUCAUUAAAAGUGAACCAAUAGAUGAAACUGAAGAGAAUGAACCUGUGAAGAAGAAAGCAAAAGGUAACAAAAAUCCUGAUGUGGAUACAAGCUUCUUACCGGACAGAGACCGAGAAGAAGAAGAAAAUAAACUUCGCGAAGAGCUACGUCAAGAGUGGGUUACUAAGCAAGAAGCUUUAAAGCAAGAACCCAUUGAAAUCACCUACAGCUAUUGGGAUGGAUCAGGACACAGGAAAACGACACGCAUGAAAAAAGGAAACACCAUUUACCAGUUUUUGCAGCGCUGUUUAGAUUCGCUUAGAAAAGAUUUCCAUGAGUUAAAAACCAUUUCUGCUGACCAACUGAUGUAUGUGAAAGAAGAUCUCAUUAUACCUCAUCACUAUUCAUUUUAUGAUUUCAUAGUUACAAAGGCAAGAGGGAAAAGUGGCCCAUUAUUCAGUUUCGAUGUCCAUGAUGAUAUUCGAAUUGUGAGUGAUGCGAGUGUUGAGAAAGACGAGUCUCACGCUGGCAAAGUACUGUUGAGAAGUUGGUAUGAAAGAAAUAAGCACAUCUUCCCUGCAUCCAGAUGGGAACCCUACGACCCUACGAAGACUUAUGAAAAGUACAGCAUUAAAGAUAAAAAUAAAAAGGCUCCUUGACUACGUAAUUACCUAGUUGUUGCCAAUGUCUUGAUGAAUAUUUCGAUUUUCCACGUUCAUUUUGUAUGUUCAUCAUGCAGUGGACAUCAAUACAAAAAAGAAAAACAAAGAAA
Molecule: messenger RNA, 1385 nt
Organism: Daphnia pulex (common water flea)
Lineage: Eukaryota; Metazoa; Arthropoda; Branchiopoda; Diplostraca; Daphniidae
Product: protein FAM50 homolog
Exons: 9
Coding region: 193-1272 (359 amino acids)
Biological process (GO): chromatin organization
Cellular component (GO): nucleus
Source: RefSeq, a predicted model, not a curated record